Molecule: messenger RNA, 3490 nt
Organism: Schistosoma curassoni
Lineage: Eukaryota; Metazoa; Platyhelminthes; Trematoda; Strigeidida; Schistosomatidae
Source: the annotation of a GenBank genome assembly
GAUGAAACCGCGCUAUAAUUAGUUUCAAGGUCCGGGUUCUUUCGAAUGGAUAGUUUAGUAAGUACAUUGUUUGUCAUCGUCGUUCCAAUUUCCAGCUCUUAGAUGUAGUUUCGGCAGCAAAGUUUGGAUUAAACCUGUAUAUAGACCUCUUGUGUGAAUACAAUUUCUCUGUCUUAAUAGUAUCAUCUAUAACCUUUAUGCUCAUUUUGUCAGUUUUCGAAAUAUCUGAUGGCAGGCUUGUAUGUUCCUUUUUUGCCUGUUUGAGAAAGACCCCUUUCAUAAGAUCGUACAUUAAUAAGAAGAUAGAUGAAGCUUCAAAAGAAAUACAUAAGGAGGUUCAUAAAAAAACCUCACAUAUUGUAUUUGAAAAGAACCUUCCAAUCUGCGGACAAACUGUGGAGAAUGUACUCUCAAGUGCCCGGAAGUAUAAAACAUUGGAAUAUAUAAAGUGGAACGAAGGCUUUGUUUCUGGAAGCGUUUACCCAAGAGAUAAUGCUCUUACAGUUUUGUGCACGGAUAUCUAUAAGGAAUUCCUCUGGACAAAUCCAUUACAUCCGGAGCUUUUUGUUGAUAUUCGACGAAUGGAAGCUGAGGUUGUACGUAUGUGUGUUACAAUGUUCCAUGGAGAUAAAGAUGCAUGCGGUACUACUACGUCAGGAGGAACAGAAAGCAUUCUUCUUGCAUGUUUGGCCUAUCGUCAGCUUGCACGUGAACAUGGUAUCAAACACCCAAAUAUGGUAAUUCCGGUCACAGCUCAUCCGGCAUUUGAUAAAGCUGCACAUUAUUUUUCUAUUAAAGUAAUUCAUGUUCCAUUGGAUCCUAUUACGUAUCAAGUAGAUAUGAUUGAAAUGAAAUCAUCAAUAACCGAUGAUACAUGUAUGCUUGUUGGUUCAGCACCAGGAUUUCCCCAUGGAAUAAUUGAUCCUAUAGAAGAAAUUGCUAAAUUAGGUCAUAGAUAUAAUAUACCAGUUCAUGUGGAUUGUUGCUUAGGUGGUUUCCUUUUACCUUUUAUGGAAAAAGUUAGUUAUCCAAUUGGAGAAUUCGAUUUUCGGUUGCCCGGUGUCACAAGUAUAUCAUGUGAUACACAUAAGUACGGGUUUGCACCAAAAGGCACAUCUGUUAUAAUGUAUAGAAAUCAAUAUUACCGAUCUAAACAAUACUUUACACAGACAACUUGGCCUGGUGGCAUAUAUGCUUCAUCAACUUUACCAGGAAGUCGACCUGGUGCGUUAAUUGCUACUUGCUGGGCAACAAUGAUGUAUCAUGGAGAAAAUGGUUAUUGCAAAUCUACCAAACGUAUCAUCAGUACUACUCGAUAUAUUAUAAAUGAAUUACGUAAAAUACCGGGUAUUUUUGUAAUUGGUGAACCAAAUGUUUCCAUUGUGGCAUUUAGUUCAAAUAAUUUUGAUAUAUAUAAAUUAAAUUAUUUAUUAUCAGAUAAACCAAAUGGACGCGGUUGGAAUUUAAAUAAUUUACAAUUUCCACCAGCGAUUCAUUUAUGUGUUACAGAUAUGCAUACAACAAAAGGUUGUGCAGAACAAUUUAUUCAAGAUGUAAAAGAUGUAGCUAAAGAAUUAAUAAAACAACCAAAUAAAAAAUCUGAAGGUUCAGCUGCUCUUUAUGGAUUAUCACAAAUGAUACCGGAUCGUUCAAUUGUCACUGAAUUAGCUCAUUGCUAUUUAAAUGCAUAUUAUGAUACACCAAAUAAUGUAUCAUAAUAAUAAUAAUACAAGAAAGACAUUUUCUAGUGUUUAUCUUAUAAGAUCUAAUAAUACACUAUUAUGUAUACACUUUUUUCUUCAAUUCUAUACAUCUGAUAUUCAUUGAGUAUUAUUCAUACAUAGUAUUAACUCUUUUCUGAAGAAGAUGAAGAAGAAGAAGAAAAAGACGAAAAACAAAGAAUCUAGACGUUUAUACUACUGAAAAUAGUUUUCUUUUUAUUCAUAGAAGCUUUAACUGGACAAUUUUUAAUUGUCAUUUAUUCUAUGUGUAUUUGACUUUCUCAAUUGUUUCACUAAUUUUCUGUUUAUUUACUUACUUUUAUUUAUUUAUUUCGCCUAUAUAAUGGAGUUAUUUGAGAUUUAAGUGUAUUUGAUUGGGGUUUUUGUUUGGAGGUUAAUAGAAUAAUAUAACACAUAAAUAAAAUUCUUGAAUGUGAAUAUUUUCAAUUAUUGAUAUCAGUAUAGGAGUUAUGGAGAUUAUUAAGUUUUUGAUUCGGAUCAUGAACCGAUUGGUGUUAGACUACCAUUGGAAACCUGGAAGCACUGUAAGGCCGUUUCAUCCUAUUGCGGAACUCCUCAGCAGUGCGCGUCUACGAUCCCGCUCGCGGGAUUCGAACCCAGGGCUCUCAGUCACGCGCGCGAACUCUUAACCUACUGGAUCACUGAGCCGACCGGCAUCCGAUGGUGAUAGUGUCUAACAUCAACCAAUCCAUGAAUUUGGACGACUAUCUUCCAUUGUACUGAGGUAGAUACCUGUCUCUACUCGACAUGGGCGAGCGGGUCCUGGAUUCGAACCUCGCGAUGCGGGAUCGUGAAUGCGCACUGCUGAGGAGUCCCAUAAUAGGAUGAAACGGCCUUACAGUGCUUUCAGGUUUCCAAUAGUGGUCUAACAUCAAUUGGUUCAUGAUCUCAAUAAAAAAUUAUUGAUUUGUUUUGUGCUGAUUAUUCAAAUGAGUAUCAGUGUUUGUUUGUUUGUUUAUGUAUCGAUGUGUGUGUGUGUAAAUAUGUUUAUGAAUUUAGAUUGAUUUACCAAAUAAGUAGAUCAUAAUAAUAUCUGUAGAUAUUAGCCCUAUUUUAUUGAUCUUUGAAGAUAGCCUACAUUACGGACUAACUUUAGCAAGAUAAUCAGCAAAAAAAACAAAGAACACUAGAUGAUUAUUAUUUCGUCAUGAUAUGCGACUUCUUAAUAAUGACAACUUCUAAAAAGAUCGAAUCUAUCAUCUUCAGACAUAUAAAUCGAUUUACAUUUACAAAUUCAGGCACUAUAAUAUCAUGUUAAGCCUCCAUGAUAUAUUGACAUCAAUGAAACAGUUUAACAUUCAGUAUAUUAAAUUGGAUGUUAUCUAAUAACGCAAAUUUGACUUCAAUAGUUCAAACCUAAAACUUUACUUAAAACAAUUUGUCCCUUUGAUAAAUUUCGAUAAUGUAAUAAGACGAAGAUUAUCAGUACUAUGUGAUGACAUAUAUUAGCGUAAUACAUUUCGAACAAUCUGAUCACACAUUACAUACUUGUUAAGAACAUAUAAGGUAUAUUAAAGUUUAUUGAAACCUUAACCAUACAAAUAUUCAAACCCCCUUUGUGUAUUCAAAAACAGUUUGUUCUCACCUUAAACCUACCCUGGUAGUAUUAGCUUAUUAUUCGUAAAGUGAUUAGGUGUCAAAUUGUGUUCACAUUAUUAUUAUUAUUUUGAUUGAGAUCAUGAACCGGUUGAUGAUGUUAGACCACUAUUGAAAACCUGGAAGCACUGGACGGCCGUUUCGUCCUAUUG